Fusarium vanettenii 77-13-4 is the source of this 1909-nucleotide messenger RNA. RefSeq lists its product as uncharacterized. Gene Ontology annotation, biological process: negative regulation of rDNA heterochromatin formation; negative regulation of silent mating-type cassette heterochromatin formation. The transcript has 4 exons. NCBI's taxonomy places the organism in Eukaryota, Fungi, Ascomycota, Sordariomycetes, Hypocreales, Nectriaceae. The record is from RefSeq and is a predicted model, not a curated record. Bases 217 to 1671 code for a protein of 484 amino acids. Gene Ontology annotation, cellular component: cytosol; Rpd3L complex.
CACGUUUCUAGCAAAAUUGCAUUUGUUCAACUUUUCGACGCGAACUCGAUUCGUCUUUUAGUAUUGAAGGUCCCCUCGGCAUCAGGGACCAUCAGUACCAUUCUACACCCUCUCACCUCGUCAUAACCCGCCAGAAACCUCCUCGGCCCUCGUCGUUCCCUCCGCCCACAACAAGUUUCCCCCUCGGUCCCAUCGUCAAUCCUGCCUUCGCCCGCCAUGGCGUCGCAGCAGGUCCUCUUCGCCGAGACCAUAGCUGGCAUGAAAAAGGCCUUUAAGCGGACAGCUUAUGAGUCCGACUCCGAUUCCGAGAUCGAGAGCUACAGCAAUCGCGGCCACAAGCUUCAGAAGCGAGCGCGAUUUGCCCAUCAAGGGCAAUUGGUCCCUACCAACGGCCCAAGCUCAUAUCGAGAGUAUGUCGAAUAUGCUGGCGUUCGACGACCGAUUAUUCAUCGCAACCCACCCUUGAUCGAUGAGGAUGGAUACGAAGUGGAAAGCGACGAGGAGGAUGAGGACCGCAUUCAAGAAGCCGAGGCUGCUGCGGCAGAAGUGAACCCCUACGCCAAUAUCCAAAUAGAGAGACCAGACAUUCUCGCUCCACUCACUGCAUCGACCGAUUUGCCGACACAUCCAACCCUCUCGAAACCCUUCACAUCCAAGACCCUAACCAAGCUUGUCGACCAAAGUUGCGACAUCAUGCGCAAGGAAAACCGUUCCCUGUGGCAAGUGAGACACCUCCUAACCGCGUUGUGCGGCGACUAUACCUGGGUACCAUGCUCCAUGAUGGUACGACCUUCGGAUAUCGAGCUCUACACAGACGACCACGUUGCGCGUCACCUAUUAAGCCUCUCCAAAGCACAACCACAACUUACCAACGGUGGCACCCAAGAAAAUGGCAUCCCGCCCGCAGAUCCUGUACCGGACGUGACUGGCGACGGACAGGUUUCCGACAAGGACGCAGCAGAAGAUGCGGAUAUCACUAUGACGGACGCUGAAACCGUUGGUGCUGAUGACUCGCACCUAGACAAUGCCAAGGACGACAAGGGCGAGACAACAGAAACCGUCGAAAAAGAUGGAGCAGUGCCAAGUUCCGAGGCGCAGAACGAGGGUCAGGAGCCAGUCGACAAGGCCAAUGCAUCGGGACCCUCGAAGGGCGGGCCAGAAAACGGCGUGGACCAGCAUGUUAAUAAGGGCAAGGAAGUCGGUCCAGGUCCAGCGCCGACGGCUGCGGCAGACGACACUCGUCGCCAAAACGAACUAGCCGAGGCUAUCGCACAAGAUAUCUCGAUGGCCUCAGGAGGACAGGACCCAACGUUUGUGCAUCCCAUGUUCAUUGCUCCAUCAGGGGCAAAACCAGACCGCGACAUACUGUUGCCUGAACAAGAAGCCGAAGAUAUCCGAAGACUGCUUGCUCUAUAUGUGCAGAAGCAGGAGGAGGUUUGUCGGGGGGCAAGAAGACUGUUCUUGGGUCUCCUCAAGGCCGACCAACUGCGCAAGAGUGUCCUUCACUGGUCCAAGGCUGAGGCUCAUUCAGGGGCCAACCGGGACAUGUCGGACGGUGAGGACUGGUAUGACAAGGAAGAAUGGGGCCUGACAGAAGAUCUGAAGAAGGGCCAGGAUGAAGAGGAAGAAGAUACCCAGACAACGGGCAAGAAGACGAGGAACAGGAAGUGAAAGCUACCGGCCUUGUUCUUUGGUGAUGCCUGUGGUACAUAUGACGGAGCACAGCUGUCGGCUCAGAUGGGAUGGAUGAUAAUGACGGAUUCCAUUGUUGAGACUUUUUUUUUAUUUGGGCGUUUCCAGGACGGCGUUUGGAACAGACGGCACGGCAUGGCUUGAAGCCGCCAGAUAGCGUAUGGGCAUGGCUCGGCAAAUGUCGAUAGAGAUGUAAAUACAUCAGCUUUUCGUUGUG